Messenger RNA from Daldinia loculata, 1085 nucleotides. RefSeq names its product NAD(P)-binding protein. NCBI's taxonomy places the organism in Eukaryota, Fungi, Ascomycota, Sordariomycetes, Xylariales, Hypoxylaceae. The transcript has 3 exons. The record is from RefSeq and is a predicted model, not a curated record. Bases 121 to 903 code for a protein of 260 amino acids.
AUUAUUCAACUGUGUCUUUCAAUGACGCAAGGGAAAACCAUCGCGUGAUGUGGGGUAUGAUAUAUAUGACAUACAUAGACAAGCACGACAUAUGUUAGGAGCUACCUGUUAAUCAUAGCAAUGUCGUCUCUUCACCACGUUCUCCUACUCGGCGGUACCGGCAAGGUUGCCCAACUACUAACUCCCUUACUCCUCCAACGAUCAUGGAAUGUCACUAGCAUUAUCCACGACCCCGCGCGGGUCGCGAGCCUGGAGAAGCUCGGACAAGGCCAGAAAGGAAACCUGAACGUCUUAGUCCAUAGCUUGGAGGAAGUCACAAGCGAAGCUCAGGCUAAGAGCAUCAUAGAUGAAGUGAAGCCAGACUAUGUGGUGUGGAGUGCUGGUGCCGCGGGCAAAGGAGGGCCAGAGAGGACAUUCAAGAUUGACCGUGAUGCUGCAAUUCACUUCAUCCGCGCAUCAGCCGCGACAUCAUCAAUCACCAAGUUCGUCAUGAUUUCGUACCUUGGGUCCCGGUUAAAGAAGGCACCAUGGUGGUCCGAAGAGGUCUGGCAAAAUAUUCUAGAAAUGAAUAACGGCGUAUUGAAAACGUACUAUCAAGCUAAGAUAGCAGCCGAUCAGGUAUUAUACGAGGAAGGGAAGAAGAGGAAAGACUUCGCCGCGAUCAAUCUUCGCCCAGGCAUAUUAACAUCAGAACCGGCGGGUAAGGUUAAGCUUGGAAAGCUCCCCGUCUCGGGUACUGCAAGCCGCGCGUCUGUCGCGCAGAUAACUGCGCUACUGCUGGACGACCCCAACGUUAAGAGUGGCUGGUUUGACCUGAUUGACGGUGAUGAGGAUCCAGAGGCUGCUGUCAAGAAGUGUGUCGAGGAGGGAGUAGAUGCUGCUGAAGGCGAGCCAUUUUACUGAAGAGUGGCAGUUUAAAUUUAAUAGGUCCCUGGACUUCGCAGUACUUACUAGAAGGCCAUUAGGGACGGUUGUAAGGAGUCGGAAAAGUGUGCAAAUCAAGAAUUGUCUUAUGGCUAACGACUAUAAAAUGAUUACAUGGAGGUUUAUGCCGCCACGGGGAAUUACAGUUCAAUUACUAUCUA